AUGCGCUUGGAUAUUCGAAAAGCCAUCCAGAUCGCCGCCGGGGCAUGGCUCUACGCUCUUCUGUGGGCGCUGCCCCCCGUGUUUGGGUGGUCCUCCUACACCACAGAGGGGCCUGGGACCUGGUGCAGCGUCCUCUGGCAAUCCAGCGACCCCAUUGACGUCUCAUACAUCAUCACCCUGUUUUUCUUCUGUUUCUUCAUUCCGGUGGUCAUUAUGGUGGUCUGCUACUAUCAUUUGUACCGGGAGGUGAGACGCAUGGCCAGACAGACGUCUAUUGAGCAGGAUUCUUCUGCUGGUAGAGAGAACAUACGUAGGGAGAAGAAAGUGGCCAAAAUGACCAUCGUAGUUUGGGCAGCGUUUCUGAUCGCCUGGACGCCAUACGCCACCGUUGCCUUAAUAUCAACAUUUGGCGACGCCAGCAGUAUCAGCUACAUGGCAGCCGCUUUACCGUCGGUGAUGGCUAAAUCCGCCACAGUGUAUAAUCCUUUUAUCUACGUAGCGAUGAACGAGCGGUUUCGUCGAGCAGCAGUGAACCAAGUCCCAUGUCUCAAACUGUUAAUAAAGAUCGACGAAGACGAGGGUGUGGCAGAGCAAUCGGACAACACUACUGUGACGCAUGCCGCCCCUGCUGUACAGUUUACAUCUUCAAAGAGGUCACCUCCCAUCCAGGCCAUAGCGUCUCCGUACAGGGUAGACACAGCUUCGAGUUUAAAAACAGAAACAGAAACAAAAGCUUCAACACACGGAACGGCACAGGUUACAAAUAUUGACGUCAUGGAAAUACCAUAUGACCACACGCGUGCUUCUACGUCACGCGCACACCCACUUUGA
This is a messenger RNA of Lingula anatina, 831 nucleotides long. RefSeq names its product melanopsin-like. Gene Ontology annotation, cellular component: membrane. Gene Ontology annotation, molecular function: G protein-coupled receptor activity. The record is from RefSeq and is a predicted model, not a curated record. NCBI's taxonomy places the organism in Eukaryota, Metazoa, Brachiopoda, Lingulata, Lingulida, Lingulidae. Gene Ontology annotation, biological process: G protein-coupled receptor signaling pathway.